UAUCUACUCAGCAAAGAGGACAAAUGAAAGGGCUAAAGAGACAGAGAAAAUCAAACAGCAGGAAGACAAGAGGGCAUAUGUGACAGAAAGAGAGAGAGGAGCGAGUGAUGUCAUCAUUUGUGCUGGGCUGUGCUCUCUCCUCCCUCCGUCUCACGUCAUUGUACGCUCUCACACACACACACAUACACUUACCAGGGGCAGAGAGGAAGACAGAGGAACACACACCCACAUUCAGCAUCCUUUCAGUAGCAGCUUAGCAUCCGUAUCCAGGAUUGUUCACCUCAUUGUCAGAUAAAAGACCCAAUACUGGAGAAGGAGAUAGAGAGAGUGAGAGAAGAAGCUCAAAGUCAGCGAAAGCUCAUUUAGUAAAGUGGACAAUUAAAUUAAGGCUUUUAGUGAUGGCUGAAGGUUCGGGUGAGGUAUCACUGGCAGAUGUUGAGAUGGCUUUUCACAAAUUUGCAAUUCAUGGAGACACCAAAGCGACAGGAAAAGAGAUGAACGGGAAAAACUUUGUUAAGCUGUGUAAGGACUGCAAGGUCAUCGAUGGCAAAAGUGUGACCAGCACAGAUGUGGACAUUGUCUUCAGCAAAGUCAAAGUUAAAUCAGCACGAGUCAUCACAUUUGAGCAGUUCAUCCAAGCCAUGGCUGAGCUGGCUACAAAACGUUUUAAAGGGAAGAGCCAAGAAGAGGCAGUACAGCUUCUCUACGGUCUCAUUGCAGGCAAAGAACCUGCCAACGUUGGUGUCACUAAAGUGGCAAAAGCCUCUGCUGUGGACAGGUUAACAGACACCAGCAAGUACACUGGUUCUCAUAAGGAGCGCUUUGAUGAGUCGGGAAAGGGAAAAGGCCGUGUGGGGAGGGAAGACAUCCCUGACAGCAGUGGAUACGUUUCGGCAUACAAAGGCGAAGGCUCCUACGACAGCAAAGUAAAAGAGAACGAAUGAAGGGAAGGGAUGAAAGGAAAAGAAUGCUUUAUGCAUGACAUAAUGAGCAUAUGUGUGAAGUCUUCCUGGUUUUAUUUCAGCAGCUGGGUCGUGGCUUGUCUGCAAAAACAUACCCCUGGCUAAAAGCUUGCACGAAAACCAAUGUCUUUAUCAUUUUUGCACUCAUGAGUACUUCACAGUUAAUGAUCUACUGCCAUUAUAAAUCAUAAACACCCUUUGGCGAGGCUUGUGUUUGUUAUUUUUUUACACUGGUUCUUACUGCCAUGUAGCGACCUGCCUGUCUGUCCAUACCUGCUAGCUACCUGAAAAACAGUGAUUUGGAUCCCAGGGAAUACAUAUCUUGAAUACAAGCAAUCUUAGACAAAAGCUGCUGCCAAAUUUUUUUAGUGAGACAUUCAACACUCAAAACAAUACUCCUUUAAAAAUAAGCAACAGCUUAGAGUUGACAGAUGUGGGGUCAUACACUAAUCUAAAAGUCAUCAUGUUGCUCAUUUUUCGUGUAAUGUUUGCCGUUCAUAAAAUCAAUAUUUUUUUUAUAUUUAAGACUAAAUAAAACCAAAUAAUAACAUGAAAAUAAUAAAAUAAUAAAAAUGAAAACUGUAAUCAUUUACUCACUCUCAUGUCCUUCCAAAUCUGAUUUUUUUUUCUACUGUGAAACAAGAUUUUUUUUUAAAAAAAAAAAUUGUCCUAGUGUCAAUUGUCACCAAACAGUUUGGUUACCAACAUUCUUCAAAAUAUUUCGAUUCUGUGAUGUACAGAAGUAAGUUGUACUCCCUGUAAAAAAACACAAACACAAUUUGUUGAGUCAACUUAAUCUGUUACCCUACGUAAAAGCUGGGUUUGUUACCCAGCUGCCUUAAAAUUUUAAGUUCAACUCAACUCAAAUAUAUAAGUUGUCACUUAGUACAACUUAGCAUUUGAAGUUGACUAAACUUUUUUGAGUUGACUGAACUUAAAAUUUUAAUGGCAGCCAGGUAACAAAUUAUUUUAAGUUGACUCGACAAAUUGUUUUUUUUUUUUACAGUGUACUGGUUUGAAACGACAUGAAGGUGAGUAAAUGACAGAAUUUUCUUUUUUGUGUGAACUAUCCCUUAAAGUGCUGCUUUCUCUCUGCUGAGGUUAAUAUUUUGCUGGCUAAAUGAGCUUUAUUGUGUGCUAUUUGAGCUUUUUGGCUUUGUUGCACUGAGAUCUCUAUCAGGCUGUAAACACUGAACUGAGUCGACUCAAAUAAAGUCAAAUAAAGAAA
Molecule: messenger RNA, 2190 nt
Organism: Labeo rohita (rohu)
Lineage: Eukaryota; Metazoa; Chordata; Actinopteri; Cypriniformes; Cyprinidae
Gene: tppp2
Product: tubulin polymerization-promoting protein family member 2
Exons: 5
Coding region: 399-944 (181 amino acids)
Biological process (GO): positive regulation of protein polymerization; microtubule polymerization; microtubule bundle formation
Cellular component (GO): microtubule
Molecular function (GO): tubulin binding
Source: RefSeq, a predicted model, not a curated record